CUGUAUAUGUACUAUACUUUCUUUCUUGUUCUUUGAUUUCUCUACUAGAUGGGCUUUUUCAUAAUUAUCUAGAAACCAAUAUUUCUUGAAAGUUCAAUCAAUAUAUACUUACACUUGUAUGCAUAUUUUCAACUAUAUAUGGAUCCUGCUUUAAGUUUCAACUCUGGAUUCAAGGCUUUUGCAUCUGAUGAAUCUCUUUCAACAUUUGUUAAAGAUCAAAUGGGGUCAAUUGAAAUGGGAUGGGAAGUCAAACCAUCAUUUAUAUGUGGAAAUAACAACAUGGGUAAUUUGUUCCAAAAUGAGAUAAACAUUGAGAAUCAAGUAUUUGGAGACAUGGGUUUUCCUCCAAUCAUGAAAAAUCCUCAAGAAAAUGUGUCAAGUUGUGGAAUUGGUCAAUCUAAAGCUAGACAAUCUGAAGAUCUAUUUGAUCUUAAGUUAGGUGGACUUAUUGAUCAAAAUGGUCACAAUUUGAGCCCAUCAGAAAUUCCUAUCCCAUCUAAACGACAACGCGAACGGGGAACCGGAUUUUUGACACCAUUUUGCAAAGUACUUGGUUGCAACAAGGACUUGAGUAGUUGUAAGGAUUAUCAUAAAAGGCAUAAAGUGUGUGAAAUUCACUCAAAGACUCCUAAAGUUAUUGUGAAUGGCAUUGAACAAAGGUUUUGUCAGCAAUGCAGCAGGUUCCAUUUGUUGCGCGAAUUUGACGACGGAAAGAGGAGUUGUCGGAAACGUCUUGCUGGCCAUAAUGAGAGAAGAAGGAAGCCUCAUGGGAGAUUGGUUCCAUCUUAUAACAUUGCUUUUCAAGGUAAUGACUUUAACGGUUCUACAAGGACAAUAUCAUCUUAUGUGAUUCCCAAAAACCUUCAUACUCCAUACCCACAAAAAUUCGACAUGAACGAUAAAAAAGUUUUAAACCGUCAGUCAACUAGUUGCAUUACUGAUGAACAAAUGCAUUUACACUCUUUACCCGUAUGUAACUUUAAACCGAACCCUGGAAUCAUCAAUGGAUUCAUCCGGGCCUCAACUUCGAGUUCUGAGAGUGCUCACUCUCUUCUGUCAUCUCAAUCUUGGACUACUCCUUGUCAAUAUGAACCAAGUCGCGACUAUAUACAAUUGCAUCCGCAUGAUUUGAACCCCAUUCUCGGGUUUGAGGGUACUUUGGUCAACUUAAGAAGUCAUGGGCUGUCCCAAGGGUCGAAAAACAUGACUUAUGAAGACCGGGUUAUUCCAGACGAUGGUUGUACCAUUGAUUUGCUUCAGUUAUCCUCACAACUCGAAAGAGUGGAACAUCAAAAGAGAAAUUCAAGAGUGAACCCUGCAAAUGGUGUUUAUGUUGGCCUUAGCAUUACUUCAGGACAACCAAAGUAUUGUAUGCAAUAAAGUUUCAUUUAUUUCCGUAGAGAAAAUAUGUAUAUAGUUGUCAUUAAAAUUAUUCAUAAUAUGUUCUAAGAACCCAUAAAGAUGGUAAGUUCUUGAUUGUAACAUUGUAAUAAUGUAGCUCAUUAUACUCGUUUUAGUUAUAUGUUUAGACGAGGAUGAUCAGCUUAUAACUAAUGUAGUGUAUGUACUCUUGCAAAUUGCAAUUCUAUUUGUAUGAACCUAUCGGAAAAUUCGAAGGUUGAGUUUAUGAGUA
Erigeron canadensis is the source of this 1633-nucleotide messenger RNA. Its product is annotated as squamosa promoter-binding-like protein 6. The record is from RefSeq and is a predicted model, not a curated record. Gene Ontology annotation, molecular function: DNA binding. The coding region runs from base 139 to 1380 and encodes 413 amino acids. Gene Ontology annotation, cellular component: nucleus. The transcript is spliced from 3 exons. NCBI's taxonomy places the organism in Eukaryota, Viridiplantae, Streptophyta, Magnoliopsida, Asterales, Asteraceae.